This is a messenger RNA of Pristis pectinata (smalltooth sawfish), 6736 nucleotides long. RefSeq names its product TLE family member 5-like. The record is from RefSeq and is a predicted model, not a curated record. Gene Ontology annotation, molecular function: transcription corepressor activity; protein binding. Gene Ontology annotation, cellular component: nucleus; transcription regulator complex. NCBI's taxonomy places the organism in Eukaryota, Metazoa, Chordata, Chondrichthyes, Rhinopristiformes, Pristidae. Gene Ontology annotation, biological process: regulation of DNA-templated transcription; negative regulation of canonical Wnt signaling pathway.
GCCGGGUUUCCAUUCAUUACGUCGCCUUGUGGGGGGCGCCGCUCCGACGUUCCGCUCGCCCUGCUUCAGUCUGUUACAGUGUCGCUGUGCUGUUGCAUUCGGCAACGUUGUAUCCCGACUGAGGGAACGGCGGGGUAAAGGAAGGGCAAUUUCUUCCCCCCUCCAACCUCCAGAGGGAAAAAAAACCUAGUGGGAAGGAGGAAAACCAGAAGGAAGGAAGCAAGGAACAAAGGGACACGCAUUGAGCAAUGCGCAGAGAUGUUUCGCUCCUAAAUCCAGCUCCCACCAACGUCGCCUCUUGAAAAGCCGAAGCUGUACAAUGUAUCGUGACUGCAUUAUGAGAGAUAACAAAUAAACCCUUCCGCGGUUUGAACUCACUUGUACACACACACAAAAAAGGAAAACGUGCGGGAAGUGUCGGCGGAAACAGUCUAUCUGGCUUUGUUUUACCCUGCAGACUGAACGCAUAUACGUAGCAAUUUUCUUUUUGUUGUUGGUUGGAUUUCCAAGGGAGGGUAUUUCAUUUUCUUAAAACAAAAAUUGGGGGAGAUCUACGUUGCCAGGAGGAGAAGGGGGCGAUGUAUCCGCAAGCUAGACAGUCGGCUCCAUCACAGUCAGCACAACAGUUGAAGUUUACUACCUCGGACUCCUGUGAUCGAAUCAAAGAUGAGUUUCAGUUUCUGCAAGCCCAGUAUCACAGCCUCAAGUUGGAAUGUGACAAACUGGCCAGUGAAAAGACAGAAAUGCAGCGUCAUUAUGUCAUGUAUUAUGAAAUGUCUUAUGGCUUAAACAUUGAAAUGCACAAACAGGCUGAAAUUGUCAAAAGAUUGAAUGGAAUCUGUGCUCAAGUCAUCCCUUUCUUAUCUCAGGAGCAUCAGCAGCAGGUGGUUCAGGCUAUAGAGCGUGCAAAGCAGGUGACUGCCCCAGAGCUUAAUACCGUCAUCAGGCAGCAGCUUCAGGCACAGCAGCUGUCUCACCUCCAUGGACUCACAGUGCCCACUCUUCCUCUUCCAGCUGGCCUGCAGCCUCCUGUCAUUCCGUCGGUCAGUGCCAGUGCUGGGCUACUGGCGUUAUCCAGCGCCCUGGGCUCACAGAUCCACCUCGCUACGAAAGAUGACAAGAAUCAUCACGAUAGUGAUCACCAGAGAGAUGAGGGAGUGCAGAAACCGGAUUAGGAACUUUUGAGGAUCAUUCAACACAACAUCCUUAAUGAUCUUUUGGUGUUUGUUUUAAUGCCUGUAUAUAUCUCGGAGGUGGCAAUUUUGUGCUGUGUAUGUUAUUAUUUAGGGGAACAAAACUUAUUUAAAGCUACAGUAUAUUAUUAAAAGCAACUUUGUUUUAGCAUGAACAAAGCAGGAAUACACACUAAAUUUGAAGUUGCCUCGGACGAGGCCUUAACUUAUUGGCUUGUCCACCUAACGGACAUUCUAGUGUUCAGCGUUUCCAAGGUAAAAGCUUCUGAUUCAGCCAGUCCAUUGAAGUCAUGCUUUGCAGGAAUUCGCCUUUUCCUACUAGUUGUCUCCAAAAUUGGGUUGUUAAGUGAUUAAUUUUGUGGAAUGACCUGUAAAAGUUCAGCUCACUACAUUCUCAGAAACCAAAGCAAAUUUGCCAAAUUUGUGGUGAAGUGAUGGUCAGUCCUAAUGAAUCCAUUCUUAAAUGGCCUGUGAACAACGCUUCAAUAAGACAAGUUACCUUGAACAAAAUCUUUUGUCAUCUGGUAUUCCCCUAGAUCUGUAAAGGUUUUACUGUCUUCUUGCUACUUGUGGGCAAUUUUCUUCAUUGCGUCAUGACGUUUUGGCCUACAGUCAUAAUGAUUUUUGCUUAAGUUAGAGAUAACCACUUAAAUUAUUUUGUCAUCUGCUUUUUCCCAAAUGGAAAAGAGGAAUAUAUUGCAUUUCAUUUCAGAUUGUGCCAAAUCUAGUAAGAAAACUCUGUGGUAAAUGUGCUUGUAUUUUGCUUGAGUUUGGUUAGAUGGGCAUCAAAAUGGUGGCAGCCAUAUAGGUCAACUUAAAACAAAAUGGUGGCUGCUUUAAAGAAACCUCUAAAUCUUUGCAAAAUGUUGAAGGAGCUGGUGGCUGUGCAGUCAGGUUUUUCAGAAAGCUACUCUGGUGAGGAAUGGGAGGGAAAAAUUAUGGAAACCUUGUCGAUGAAGAGCCCUCUGGAAUUUAACCUUAAAUAUUGUCAACAGCAGUAGGCCCAAUGUUAACCUGCUAGGGACUGGUACUCUUGUCCAAAAGAUGUUAGCAGUUGAAAGUGGGUGUGGAGAAUAUUUGUUUUCAGUUUGCCUUUUUAAUUCACAGUAAACAGAAUAGCAGCAAAGAAAUGGGUACAUGAAGUGAGAGUUGAGGAUAAGUUGAGACUGAGUUGGCCCUGUGAUUGGUUAUGUUGUAACAGAGAUGCUGUCACUUCAAGUUGACAGUAGACUUUUAAAUGUCCUUCACUGUUUAUAACAUGGGGAUUUCCCUUCUCUUUCUACCCCCCACCCCUGUUCAGUUCCACUUCAAGCCAAAAGAAGUAGUAAUGACUCUGACUCCUCUGUCUAAUGGCCAUUGGAUGAACUAAUGAGCAUGGAAUUAAUUUUGCAAAGGAACACUGAAAAAUUUUGGUUCUGAGGCACUUCCUAAUGUUUCCAUAGCAUGGCACAGAUUGAUGACAGCCGUAGUUGCUUAUAAUUUGUGUUGGUUUUAGCCCGAAUUAUGAUAAAUUUAACAAAUAGGCUUUUAAAAUUGAUUAAUGGUAGCCUUCUCUCAUCCAAGUCUGUGGUAGAGAGGGUGGAAAUUAACCCCAGUAUCUUAAGUUGAUGACAACAGAACAAUAAUGCAUGAAGUGAGCAAAUGGCCAAAGAUCAGAUGAGCUUUGAGGCACACCUUAAGGGUUAUGUGUUACAAAUGAUCACUGGGGCAAGAUCAGUUUACCACCUGUGCUUUUCAGUGAAUAAAUUUGUAAGUCUAUCGUUUGGUGAGAAGUGGGAGAAAAGUUUUAACAACAAGCUGAUGGAUGGGGUUCCUGCUCAUUCAACCUCGACAAUCCCAACUUCUAUAACUAUCCCCCACACAUCCAAUUUCUGCCUCCCAUGUGCACAAAACUUGCAGAACCUGACACCCCUCCGCUGCCCCACCCCCACAAAACAACGUCCUGCAUCCAAAACCAAGAUAUCAAAGAGUUUUGGUAACAUGGAAUCCUAGAAUGUCACGAUAAAGAAUCUUUUUAUUUAACACUCGCCUUUCUACACAAGUUCCAUGCUAAUCCCUAAAACAACAAAUCACCUUGCCUGCACGUCCAAACAGGACUACAGUCAGCUUCCAUUAUCAUAAAUCUUCCACAUUCCCAUUGGGUUCAAAGUUGACUUUUUGUGUGUAUUUGUUAGGUAUGGCCUCUAUUAGAGUAAAUAUGGUAUAUUUUGUUCUUGUCUAUAUAUUCUGGUUACUGAGAGCAUAUUAUUGUACAGGUCACUUUUAAGUGGAUUAGCAGGACCUUGGUUGUAUUAGAAGACAUGAAUUGGAUCCUAGUGCAUUUUACUUGGAUAACAUUGGAAUUUCUUGUGCUAUUGAUGGAUUUCCAAAUAAGAAAAUUUAUUGAAAUAAGUGUUGAACUACACUGUGUAUAUACUACAGCUUUAAAUGUUAGAUCACUGAGAAUUUCUUCAGUUCUUUUAUUUGCUUAUGAUUUAAAACCAGCUCCAAUGCUACUGCUGCUGGCUGGCUUUAGGCCACCUCUCCCUCUUCCUCUGGUGUGCCAGAUACAAUUAUUCAUUUAAAGUUGGCUUGUAUCCCUCGACUUACGGCCCGAUAUGUGCUUAGAAGAAAAUCGUCCAAAGAUGGUAACUUUCUAUAGAGCAUAUGUUAAGCAUUCAGUCAUUAAAAUGACUUUCUUUCCAGAGUAAAGUUUAAAGUAAAACUCAGCUCUAAUGGGGAAGUGGUAGUUUUCCUCACGUUAUCAGUUUAUCUGUAGUAGGGGGGCAGUUAAACUGUCUUGUCUUGCUGUGUUGAUGUAAAGCAAUUUUGCUUUGCAAAGACCAGAGAACUUGUUGCAGGCAGAUUUCAGAGUGGAUGGCUGAACAUGUUAAAGUUAGUGAAUACCUUCUCCAGUCUGGAGUAGUAUUGACUUUUUUUUGUCUUUGGUUUUCAUGUGCAAGCUGAUGGGCUUCUGCUAUACAGGUCAAUGCAAGUGACAGUUUUCCACCAAACCCACCGGUCCAACUCCAGAUCCUUCGCUCUCAAAGUACUGCUUUCUCUGUUUAGCUGUUCCAUUUGCCUGUUUACUUUGCAUGAUGUGCACAUGGAUUGUGCAUGAGUUGCCAUAUCAAUGGCUGUAGCAUUCGCAUAACCUUGGGCCAGGGGAUCAGCUUUUCUUUGAGUAAAAUGAUGUUAAACCUCAGCUGAGCUGAGUGCAGUAAAAUUACAGGGAGUGAAAGAGCACCCUUAAAUAUUGAGGCACUUUUGCGAGUAUUCUGAAUCAGCUUAAGCCAUGGUCUGUGUUCACUUAUUGAGGCUACAGUUGUUUUGACAUCUAGUAAAACUAGAAUCAGUGCUGUAGUUGAGUUUUAUCACCUGUGUGAAAGAUCUCCCUUGCCUGUUAUAAAUGCUUUACCUUUCACUGGGAUUAGUUUCCCUUGCAUACAUUAUCAGUGUAGUGGGUGAAGUGGUGGAUUGGAAUUGGUGCUCAUGAGUCAUGUGGAGGCCUGGCUUGGUAUUUGAGCAUCUUGGCCUGUUCCCUAGUGGGACAAACUCCCUCUGGAUCAUUACACAGGGAGGAGAUUCAGACAGGAAGCUAAUUUACAAUAGUCAUAUGCCCUGAAUUUCUUUACCGGAAUUGAGAUCUUGGGUGAGUUGGCCUAAAUGAAUAAACAGCAAUCACUGGCAUAAGAUCUGGCAUCAAUGUACUCAGAUUUUAAAUGAGGAAAAAGCAAGUUCUAGGGAAUCUAUUUACUAUUAUGCUUGCUUUCUGCUUUCAAAAUAAAAUUGAGCACUAAUUCACCAAAAAAGUCCCGUUUUCUCCUCACCUUUUCAUUUAAACGUGAAACUUUUUAGGCACUUUUGUUUAAAACAAAAAUCAUCUUGUAGUUUUUGGCAAGCGUUGCCUAUCUUGCAUCUGAUAUUUAAUUUUUAAAAAAUUUUGGCACAAUGCCAGUGAAAGAAUAGAUUCUGUACAACUAGAGUAAAUGCAAAAGACCUUGGAUCUAUCAGAAAAUGGGCAGCUAACUAUUGUGGCCUAUUGAUCCUGGGGCAUAUUCACUCUGGCAGGGUCUCCACCCAGAAACAUGAGACUGACCCCGCUCUUAACACCUGCUGGAGACCAGCUCUAGGUUUCCACACUUAGCAACCUGAAUAGCAGGGAUUAGCCAAUAGUUCUCAGAAUAUUCCAGAUUUUCAAUGCAUUCAACUGAAUCUAGGAUAAAAACAAGAUAUGGGAAAUACUCAGCAGGUCAAGCAGUGUCUGGAGAGACAGAAGUAGAGUUAAUGUUUUAGGUCGAUGACCUCUCAUCAGAAUUAGGGUUGAAUUCCACAGUCAGUGACACAGCUUUUGUCAACAGUUACAAGUAUUUUUGAAGAAACAAGGAACUUGCACUCAAUUGAGCAAGCACCCUAAAAAAUCAAAUUUAUUGCAGCUUUAAGAUGAAAUUUAGUAAAUAUGUGGUCUCUUAUGGUCACUUUCUUUUAACUUAAUUUUGUUAUUUAAUGAAAUGAACUGAACGUGUAACAUGCACUUAACUGCCUCGCUCAUUUAAGUCGAGUGUAAUGUAUAAUCAUGCUGCAAUCUGCAGUUAGUUUAAAACAGAGCUGUGUGCUUGUACAGGUUGGUGCAUCUCAUCCAUCCCAGCAAUCUGCCUGGAAAUGGUGUACAAUAUCAGUGCUGUGCUCUCAGAUUAGACAAAGGAAAAUGGCUAUAUCCUGACCUGCAUUGUUAGCCAAUAAUCACUGAAAAUUUUAAAAACUAGUAAUAAUGGGGAAAUGUACAAUUUUAAUGGGGCAAUUGUGUGAAAGAGAAGCUGUUGGCCCCUUAAGUACAAAAGUGCUUUGCCGCUCUUAUACACAUCCUAUUUACAAGCUGUUCUCUGUAAAAUUUUAAUGCUGAAUAUUAUCAACUAGAAUUAGUACAAAACUCCGCAAUAUUGCUCAAUUUCACAGUAUUUGCAUAAAUUACAAAUUUAAACUUUCUAUACAGUGGAUUCUAUUUACGAUCAAAUCCCUCUUUAAGGAAAACUUUAAAACAAAAGAUCUAAAUUUUUGGGGAUCAAUAAUUGCUUUCAUUUCUGUGGGAUGGAUUUGAUCUUAGAAAUUUUAAAAUCUCCACUGUUUAUUUUCAUGCUGUCUCAGUCCUCAAAGGGUUAAUAAGGCUCCCAGCGAUAACCAAUGUUUUAGAGACCUUCCUGAAUGUCAUAGUAUAAUGCAUAACCUCUUUCACAAUGGAGUUAGGAGAAUGGUUAUAAUUAUUGAAGUAAUCCAUCUGAUGCUGUGACUUCAGAGCUUCAAAUCGCUUAUAAAAAAAUUUUAAAAAAAACACUUUGCUUUUAAAAAUCCAUUUGUUUCCACUGGUGCAGCAGAGGCUGUGUACUGCAUUUGCACCAGUAUGGUUUGUAUGACUAUGUAUGCAAAUUGUGUUGAAGAUUUAAUGUGGCGGUGUUAAAAUACAUUUAUUAUGUCUUAAAUAAAACAAAAGUGUAUUAAAUUAGUUCGCUAGUGCUGUAAGGAAAUAUCUAUGGUGCCUUACAAUAAAAGCAAAUGUGAUUAAAUUA